AUGAAUAGUAACAGAGAUCGUGCGUACCAACAAUCAAGAAAUUACGAGACGAGACGAACUUAUUCAAGACCUACACUUAAACCAAUAGAUCCAACAAACCCACAUAAAACAGUUAUCCCAAUAACAACUAAACCAGUCAUCACAAAAAUUCCGAAACCAAUAAUUAUUUAUACCAGAACCCCAACGAAAAACUUCACUUUUAAUCCAAAUAAAACAGCUCCAUUCCCAACACAACGACCAACCAAAUCUCCAACACCAAGGACAAGCUACAGAACAAGGAGUCCUACACCAUGUUAUCAAUCAAGUUAUUCUCGCUGUAGAACACAAAGCCGUACGCCUACAUACAAAUCUAGCCGUACUGAUGUAAUUGUUAUUCCAAUAAGCUCCCUGAUUUUAUUCAUCCUAUGUUGUUCUCUAACUAUGUGUGCAUGCUACUGUAGGAAUUGCAAUGCAAAGAAAAAGCAGAACACUCCCCAAGUUGCCGAGCAACAAGAAAUUACUGGUCAAUAUCAAGAACCUUUGCUUGCCCAAUACCCAGGCAAUGUUCAGGAACAAAACCUACCACAGCAGCCAAUGAUAUAUGUUUACGCUGCACCUUUCCAGCAACAACCACAAAAUGUUCAAACUUACCAUGAUCCCCAAGCUUAUGCCCCAGGAGCAUUUGCUCCAGAUCAAUCUGUUGCUGUACAAUAUGGUGUUCCGCCCCCUUCCCCAGUUGUUGUAACAAAUCAAGAAGAACCAGCACCAAACCCAUAUGCUAAUUAUUUAAAGUAA
This is a messenger RNA of Trichomonas vaginalis G3, 774 nucleotides long. RefSeq lists its product as uncharacterized. The transcript has a single exon. The record is from RefSeq and is a predicted model, not a curated record. Lineage: Eukaryota; Parabasalia; Trichomonadida; Trichomonadidae. The coding region runs from base 1 to 774 and encodes 257 amino acids.